AUGACUGGGGAUCCACGGAAAGCAUUCACAGAAGAUCUUAUCAGACGGAAUGCAGAACAUAAUGACUGUGUAAUUUUUUCCCUGGAGAAACUCUCCUUGCAUCAGCAAGAAAUAGAGAGACUGGAACAUAUUGACAAAUGGUGCCGGGAUUUAAAAAUCCUCUAUCUUCAAAAUAAUCUCAUUGGAGAAAUUGAAAAUGUUAGCAAACUCAAGAAACUUGAAUAUUUGAAUUUAGCUUUAAACAACAUUGAAAAAAUUGAAAACUUGGAAGGAUGUGAAGAGCUGACAAAACUUGACUUGACCGUCAAUUUCAUUGGCGAGCUGAGCAGCAUUGAAACCCUCCAGCACAACGUCCACCUAAAGGAGCUGUUCCUCAUGGGCAACCCGUAUGCUGACUUUGAUGGCUACCGGCAGUUCGUGGUGGCCACCCUUCAGCAGUUAAAGUGGUUGGACGGUAAAGAAAUAGAGCGUUCAGAAAGGAUUCAGGCACUGAAGAAUUUUCCAGUAAUUGAACAACAAAUCAAAGAGCAGGAGAAAGCCUACUGCCUCAAACGCACCAAAGACAAGGAAGAGGCUCAGAGGAAACUGCAAGAGGAGGAUAAAAAUGAAGACAAGAAGGAGAGAAGCCAUCCAGACUUUGAGGGACACUGGUACCCAGACAUCAAUGCUUCUCAUCCACUGUCUAUAGAGAGUAAAGACCACCUCCAGGCACCAGAAAUGCAAGAAGAGGAAUGCAGCAAAAAGGAAUUAGAGGUCAGCAAAGAUGACCUGGAAUUCUGGAAUAAGCCCUCUCUGUUUACUCCUGAAUCUAGAUUGGAAACUCUAAGACACAUGGAAAAACAACGGAAAGCCCAAGAAAAAACCAGUGAAAGAAAGAAGAAAGUGAAAUCACCCAGGAUUUUGGUCACCAAAGAUGGGAAAGCUCUGAAUCUAAACGUGCCCAAACUUGACUUCUCUUUGAAAGAUGAUGAAAAACGUAACCAGAUCAUCCUGGACCUUGCUGUCUACAGGUAUAUGGAUACAUCUUUAAUUGAUGUAGAUGUGCAGCCGACUUACGGGAGAGUAAUGGUCAAAGGGAAGCCAUUUCAGCUGGUUCUUCCUGCAGAAGUCAAGCCUGACAGCAGCUCUGCUAAAAGAUCUCAGACAACAGGGCAUUUGGUGAUCCACAUGCCCAGGGUAGACCAAGUAAUCACAGGUUGUGGACGAUCAUCAAAGCCUGUGAAAAGUACCUUGGACAGCAGCCAAGGGCACAAAAGCAAAAGAAGCAAGCAAAUUGAGAAGCUAGAAGUGGAUCCUAGCAAGCACUCCUUCCCCGAUGUGGCUAACAUAGUUCAAGAGAAGAAACACAUGCCCAGAAGAAUUCGGUCUGAACCCAAAAUGAUACCAAGUGAGGAAGAUCCCGACUUUGAAGAUAAUCCUGAAGUGCCCCCAUUGAUUUGAACCGUCAGGCUGCGUUGGCUGUGACCUUCCAGACCCAGUUUUGCUUAGUGUGGACAGCAUGCAUAUCAUUUAUGGGGUAAACACAAAGUUAUCUUUCAACAUCACUACUCCAGUGUUUUAACUCCUACCUUGUAUAUCUAUACUCUUAAACUAGUUUAAAAUUAAAA
This is a messenger RNA of Manis pentadactyla (Chinese pangolin), 1607 nucleotides long. RefSeq names its product dynein axonemal assembly factor 11-like. The record is from RefSeq and is a predicted model, not a curated record. Bases 1 to 1440 code for a protein of 479 amino acids. Gene Ontology annotation, molecular function: protein binding. Gene Ontology annotation, cellular component: cytoplasm. Lineage: Eukaryota; Metazoa; Chordata; Mammalia; Pholidota; Manidae. Gene Ontology annotation, biological process: outer dynein arm assembly. The transcript has a single exon.